Messenger RNA from Symbiodinium sp. CCMP2592, 5973 nucleotides. The record is from the annotation of a GenBank genome assembly. Lineage: Eukaryota; Dinophyceae; Suessiales; Symbiodiniaceae.
AUGGGCAAGGCGAAUCGCCUUCAGAGGGGCAAGCAGCACAAGGGCCGUCGCACAAGGGAGACCCCUCGCCCGGAGGAGAGUGUGGCCGCUGCCAAAGCAGGACCUGGCCCAGCUCCCAGUGGCUCGAGCUCCUCGGGGACGACCUUCAAGGUCUUGGUGCUCGCGCCACGGCGCUUCAUUCGCCUCUUCGAGGCUCAACCGCCGUAUUUGGCUGGAACUCCGGGCGUUAUCCUGCCAGAUGACAUCCCUGGCACUCCGCUGAGCACAACCACGGCCCCGCUCGCUGGCCAGACCACAUGCAAGGUCAUGCUUAUCCCGGGCCUUGCUGUGCACAUCUGUACCUCCCCGCAGGUGAUCCCUACGCCUCCCACAUUCUUCUCUGAGAUUGUCCAGGAGCGCCUCUACCGUCUAUAUCGCUGGGUGGUAUCGCCGCCACCGCCAUCGCGAUAUGUCAGGCCACCACCAGCUUUGGCACCGACGCAGGUUGAUGGUCGUGAAAACUCGGACCGCACUGCACGCCCGACAGUCCAGAUCCACUCGGACAGCGAUACGGACGGAGAUGAAGUGGUGGUGCUUCUACCGGGUCCAGGCGGGCAAGAAAAACCACCGGAGGUAGUCAGCACAGCCUCCUCCCUCGAGCCUCCGGCUUCCUCGAGCUCUCAGUGUACACCUCCGACUUCGGGUCCCGAGAAGCGGCGUCAGCUCCUGGCCAAUGUGAUGAUGCGAGCGGCCGAAGACGGAAGCCUUGCCAAGGCCCUCAGCCGAGUCCGGUGGUCUGAGUCCGAAGAUGCACCACCAGGGCACACGGAUUCUGAGAGCGACACCGUGGAGGCGCUGGAACCCGGAGAUGGUUUGCCACCCCCGUCGCCGGAGAACAUACUGCGUGCGGACCCAGCAGCCUCCACUCUCCUGUCGCACACCUUCCAAGGAAUCUCCCCUCCGGAGACCAUGCUGGAGAAUGUCCCAGAGAUGGUGAAGCUCCUGCCUGCCUCGGUGGCCUCACAGGAUCCGCCCAGUACGUGCCAGCCUCUGCCUACGAGGCGAUGGCGACGGCACACCAAACGGGUGCGGCCUGAGAAGCGCAGCUCUACGUCCAGUUCUAAUGAUGACAGCUCCUCUGGUCGGUUGGGGCGGAGCCAAGGCCACGAGCCCCGCCGUUUCACAGACACGGGCAUGACUCAGCCUGGCACUCCGACCAGCCCGGCAUAUAUGUGCGCUUCCCCUGCAUCUCCUGUGAGAAUCUUCAUGCGCCUUGCAGUAGUGAUGUUCUCACUGCCCAGGUCCUUGGGUGCUGCUCAUGGACAGUGGUCUUUUUGCGAGGCCCUCAGUCUGCCGCGCUACCUUCGCUUACCAGUAGCCUGCCACACACAUCAGUGGAGCCCCCAGCAGGCCAUGCUUCUGUCACCCAGCCGUUUUAGCCCUGAGCCACACGCUGGUGCCUCCUUCUCUGGGCCAUGGCACCUGUUCGCAAGCGGCCAGCCGGUCGUUCCUCCGGACACAGACUUCAAAGCCUGCCUCUCGCGCUGCAACCAGAGCUACCUCUACGACUCUGGCGAAGUCCGCGCCUCCGACUCGGACCAGAUCGAUCGAGAAAUGGCGGCUCGAGGCCUUCCACCGCCCCCAGUUCCACCUCUCUGUGAAAACGAUGAGCCGCGUGGUCCGCCGCCUCCACGACCAGUCCGGUAUGAUGAUGCCCCUGGCUCGCUCAGUGAAUCAGAGGGUCCGUGCAUCACGGAUAACAGCUCGCUGCUCUCCCUUGUGGCCGCUGUAAACGGAGUUAGCAGCAUUCUGCAGGCCCCCAGCGAUGCACAUGCCACAGGCAUCAAGCGUGCAUACAACCGGGCAGUCAGACGAGCACAAGCGAGCCCCUUGCAGGGAACCUUCUAUCGUGGCCGAUGGUGCUCCUUUCGAGCACCUGUCCUCUCGCCGCAGCCUCGGAUGGAUCGUCGUCCCCAGCUGCAUGCUGCUGCCCCUGCCUCUGCCGCCAGGCUUCUGCAUGUCUCUUACAAUGCGGGUGGGCUGACGGGUGAAUCCUACCAGGAGUUGAUGCAGUGGCUAGCCCAGCUGCCUCCAGAGCAGUGCCCAACGAUAGUGCACAUCCAGGAAACGCAUUGGUCGCACGAUCAGGAAUACAGCACACCAGGCUGGCACAUCAUAUCGUCGGCCUGCUCCUCCCCUAAGGCAGGGGGUCUCCUCACCCUAGUCAGCGCUCAGCUAUGUUCGGCAAAUCAGAUCUCAUCCUCCUCUCGCGUCGCAGGCAGGCUGCUCCACGUACGUAUCGAUCUGGGAGAUCGUACGGUGGAUGCAAUUAACACCUACCAGAAGGUUUAUCAUUCGGGCAGCACGAGAAUCGAGAAAGGUCAGACUCAAACCGCGGCCGAUCAGCGCAAGGACGUCUGGACAUCUCUUCGUGGUCUCCUUAAAGAGAUUCCGAUCCGUCACCAUUUAAUUUUGUCUGGUGACUUCAACUCGCCUGCCCCGCUCAUCCCCGAACUGGUGGGAAGCAAGGCCAGGGCAUUUCGCACACCGAUGGUCCCAGACCUGGCUGCCUUGGAGGCACUGCUCGUAGAUUUUCAGCUGCUUCAUCUUAACAGUUGGCCACCGCCGAUAUGCCUGCCCGCGGCGGCAGCCCCUGCAACUGGCCUCUGGCGACUUGGAGACAAGGGGGCCUACGCAACGCCUGUCGCGACCCGAGUCAUCCAGGAAUUCGGCACCUACGUGAAUGUGGCAAGCCUAUCACUGCUGGCGGCAUGGACCGACGACAGGACUCGCGAAGCUAAACGGGCCUGGUUUCACGAUCAAAUUCUUGGUAUGGAGCGAGCAUCUGCUGCCGGGGACGUUAGUCCCAACGGUGAGCUUUGGUCCUCUACGCAACAGGUGGACUGCCUCAAAACCUUCUUUCAGGAUCUGUAUGCGCCGGAGGACGAACCGGCACCCACGGCGGCGGUUGUUGCCUGUGCUGAUCUUCUUGCGCCCUGGCUCAGUGACAAGGACGCAGCACAGGGGAGGCGCUGCAUCGUGUGUUCAGCCACUGUCACGAAGUGCUGGCAAGCCCUCAUCCCCAUCCUCUGCCUCCAAGCGGAAACGGCCCAAGUUCCUAUUGAGCUGAGGGUACAAUUACUUGAGUUCUACAGAGGUCUGCUCAUGCGUCGACUGGCCCGCGCGACCUCAUCUGAGUGGGUUGUCUACUCCACCCGAGAUUUGCUUCUGUCCAUCGACAGGCUCGGCCAUGUUUUACAACUGCUCAUUGAUGCACGCAUGAAAGUCAAUAUUGACAAAUCCGUGAUUCUCCUCUCUAUCAAUCACUCCUAUGCCAGCCGCUGGCGACGUAGGGAAAUUCUCUCUGACAAGGAGGGCCCGCGCCUACGAAUCUCGACACCCACGGCAGGCAACUUCAAGAUGCCAAUAGUGACUACUCACAAGUAUCUGGGAGCCAUUAUCUCCUACCAGGAGGACUGUACGCAGCUUACGGUGGCGUAUAGAUUGCGCCAAACAUGGGCGACCUGGACCCGACUUCGACCUGCCCUUACCUCAGCCUCGGCACCUGCUCUCCCCUUGCGACUUCGUCUCUGGCAGGCAUGCAUUCCUCCCACCGCUCUCUAUGCACUAGACAGCCUUCCGCUGCAACAGCAACACCUGGUACAAAUUCAGAGAGCCUUGACGAAACAGCUGCGUGCUGUAGCCAAGUCCCAGGCACAUCUGACAGGCGAAUCCACAAUUGCUUUACAUCAUCGCCUCCGGGUUCCCCUGGUGUUAGAUGCGUUGCGACAGGCCUCUCACCGCCGAGCAGCCCGUUGGGCCGCCAUCCCUCCUGAGGAAGCCCAUCUUCUCAACCGCAUGUGGCAAACACGCAUUGAUGAAGCCCUUCAGAAGCUCGACUCCCCCCUUCAGCCGCUGUUGGAAGCCCCCACGGCUCCCUCGACAAGCUCUGCCCUGCAGGACAACCCAUCAACCAAGGGCGCUCUGGAAUCGGGAAUGCACGAAGAAGGAUGGCCAAAGAUCGGGAGCGUCCAGGCCGCUUCAACCGCGACCAACACUCAGUUAGUGGGAUGCCGACCUGUCGUCUCUGCGGGCACCGCUUCUCUCGUUGGAGUGGUCUUCGCUGCCAUAUUGACAAGGGAUCAACGCGAAUUGGGCCUCUUCCAGAACUUCAUGACACCGCCGGCGGGAAUGGACGCAGCUCAACUCAAGCGCCGACGGGGGGAGGAGCCGGAGGCACAACAAGCCCUAUUCCUGAACCACUCGUCCGGCUCCCAGGCCUCAGCGUCGACCAUGACGUUCGCCAACACGAGCUCGGAACCCAAGGGCAAAGGGAAGGGCAAGCAGCCCAAGGGCAAAGGACGGGGCAAAGGGGGCAAAUCACGCCCAGCUGCCCAGCAGUCGUGGAACGAUCACUGGAGCUCGGACCAGUCUUGGUCCAGCGGCCACUCCUGGACUUCCUCCGGCGACCUGACCGGUCAAAUGGCCCGCCUCCUUCUCCGCCACGAGCAGCAGCUGCAGAGCAUCCAACAGGACUACAAGCUGCAUCUCUAUCUCCGCAGUGGGAAGGAAUCCUUUCUUCCCAAUCUAUGCGAGAUUGCAAAGGAAUGGAGCCGCCUUCGUCGCGACGAACCGGGGAAGAUCAACAGUCCGCUGCGCACUCUCCUCCUCCGAGCCACCUUGCAGGAGAUGGAGACCCGGAUCAAGCUCACCAUCAGCAAGGAGAAGCAGACGGCCAUCGACAUGCAGUGGUACAAGGAGGAGGAGGGCUGGACUUACAUGCAGUGGAAUGCACAAAAAGGACAGCUCGAACUUCAAGCUACUCCGAGUCCACUUGCCACCGAGACCCUCCUCGAACUCCUCCGAGAGCUUCGCACCCUUGUGAAUCCAGACCCUGUGAAGAAAUUCGCGUCACUUCGCGGACUUCCACAGGAACCCCAGUCCGAAUGGAUCCACUUUCAGCUGGAGCUGGGGUUUCGACCACAGGGGGAUCGCAUGUGGGAAAUCUUUCAGAUGCUGCUCAACCAGAGUUGCCUCCACCCUCUCGGAGCGUUGGUGAAACCAACCACUCCAUUGGCCUCGACCUCAGCCUCUUCCGGUAUACGUCGUUUUCUCAGAGUGUCCCGGGAUCUGCCCUUAGAUACUGCCUGCUCCUCGCCCUCAUUUGCGCCCUCAGAAGUCCCCUUGCACUUUCAGCCAUUGCUUCAUGCAGCCCUCCACAAUGCAGAUGGCACUGCCUGCUACAUGAACACAGCUUUUAUUGCCCUGCUGUGGGCACUUGGCUGCUAUGAUCCCACUCGAUCUGGCUCAUUGUGCAGCUUAUAUCAGUGCUUGACUGCGAGGUCGGACCUUCGAUUGAUGCGCAACAUGUGCUGGACCAUGUUGCUGGGGAACUGGGCCAGGCCCAAUCAACAACACGACAUGCACGAAUUUCUGCUUCACCUCAUGCCGAGAGUCCGAUUGGAGGCCUUCAGCGGUUUGUGGCAAACUCGCAGACUGGAGGACACAGGCACUGUGGUCUGUGCAUCUUCCAAUGCAUUACUCCCGGUCACUGUUGACCUGCCCCUGGAGGCACGGGGGCUUCAGCAUUGCGUACAAGAGUGGUCUGCCCAGCAUUAUCAUACCGCCUUCGAUGGAACCAUGCCUAAUCUCCUUUGUCUCCACUUGUCGCGCUACAGGCGUGAUGAUGAAAGGGGCAUUCUCAGCAAGGAUGAUCAGGCUCUCCCGGACUGGUCUGAAGUGAUACGCAUUCCGCAAUUCGCGACGUCACAUGACAUUCAGAAGCACUGGAGACCCUAUCAGGUGUGUGCCAUGGCUCUCCACUACGGUCCUGCCUUGCACCAGGGGCAUUACCGCUGUCUGACGCGAUGGGGUCAAAAUCCAGUGCGAGUCUGGUUGCAUGACGACAAUCAUGCAGCUGUGCCCCUCUCUCUGCCAGACUCUGUUGAGCUCAGUCGCAAAGCCUAUCUGAUAUGGGCAAUGCGAAUGGACUGA